This is a messenger RNA of Penicillium manginii, 369 nucleotides long. RefSeq lists its product as uncharacterized. The transcript is spliced from 2 exons. Lineage: Eukaryota; Fungi; Ascomycota; Eurotiomycetes; Eurotiales; Aspergillaceae. The record is from RefSeq and is a predicted model, not a curated record. Bases 1 to 369 code for a protein of 122 amino acids.
AUGGCUCACGAAGCCCUGACCACUUGCACCGCCAAACUGGAGGACCAGAACCUCUUUGAGUUCGUCGCCGUCGUCCUGCGGGCCGUAAUAGACACCCUCGGGAUGAUAACAAAGCUCGCCUUGGUGAACGUCAACUUCUGGGAGUAUAUUGAUAUUGCCCAUAGUAGGAUAGCGAAACUGGUCAAAGUUGUGGCGGUGCACGGCUUCGUCGCCGAGAAAGAGGUACUUGAACCAAAGUCCAUUUCCCCUAUGCUUGAGACCAAGGCCCUCAAACUCAAGCUUGCUGGUAUCGGCAAUUUCCAUAAUGAUCUUGUCGACUUGGGUAGCGCUCUUGAAGCAGCAACAACUGACCGGAGGUGGCGCUUUUGA